This is a messenger RNA of Microthlaspi erraticum, 396 nucleotides long. NCBI's taxonomy places the organism in Eukaryota, Viridiplantae, Streptophyta, Magnoliopsida, Brassicales, Brassicaceae. The record is from the annotation of a GenBank genome assembly.
AUGUCGUGGCAAUCAUACGUCGAUGACCACCUCAUGUGCGAUGUCGAAGGCAACCACCUCGCCGCCGCAGCAAUUUACGGCCUAGACGGCAACGUCUGGGCACAGAGCGCCGCUUUUCCAGAGUUGAAGGCUGGAGAAUUCGACGGAAUCAAGAAGGACUUCGAAGAGCCAGGGACUCUUGCCCCAACCGGAAUGUUUCUUGGUGGCGCCAAGUACAUGGUUGUUCAAGGUGAAGCAGGAGCUGUGAUCCGAGGGAAAAAGGGACCAGGAGGUGUUACUAUCAAGAAGACGAUUCAGGCUGUGGUGAUCGGUAUCUACGAGGAACCAAUGACCGGAGGUCAAUGCAAUUUGGUUGUGGAAAGGCUCGGGGAUUACCUCAUCGAGUCUGAAUACUGA